Molecule: messenger RNA, 3243 nt
Organism: Phragmites australis (common reed)
Lineage: Eukaryota; Viridiplantae; Streptophyta; Magnoliopsida; Poales; Poaceae
Product: C2 and GRAM domain-containing protein At1g03370-like
Exons: 10
Coding region: 1-3243 (1080 amino acids)
Source: RefSeq, a predicted model, not a curated record
AUGAAGCUGCUGGUGCGCGUCGUGGAGGCGCGCGGGCUCCCGGCCGUCCACCUCAACGGCUCCAGCGACCCCUUCGUGAAGCUGCAGCUCGGGAAGCGGCGCGCCAAGACGGCCGUGGUCAAACGCAGCCUGGCGCCCGCCUGGGACGAGGAGUUCAGCUUCCUCGUCGGCGACGUUGCCGAGGAGCUCGUCGCGACCGUGCUCAACGAGGACAAAUACUUUAGCAAUGACGUCCUGGGGAGGGUCCGGGUGCCGCUCGCCGGGGUCAUGGAGACCGAAGACCUCUCCCUCGGCACCGCGUGGUACCAGCUCCAGCCCAAGAGCAAGAAGUCCAAGAAGAAAUGCCGCGGAGAGGUUUGCUUGCGCAUAUCGUUAUCUACAAGGACCCACGUACCUGAUGAAUCGCAGAGUGUUCCACAUCCUGCUUCAGACGACUUAGCAUCCAGCUCAGACAGGUCCGUUGAAAAUAAAGAUGCAACUUUAUCAACAACCAGUAGCUACAUCGACCUAUCAGCCGUUGCCAGCAUGGACCGUGCAUCGCACAGCAGUUUGGAACGAUUGGUGGAUGCAGACCAAACAAUCCGUAGCAGCAUUGAACAAGCAGCCACUGAACCUGGAGCAGCAGCUGACAAUGAUGCAAUGGCAAAUCCAUCAUCAGUGGUAGAGGUCUUGUCUCGCUAUUUCUUUGGAAAACCUGUUGAUGCUCCUGCGCCUUCGGUUGCAUCAGACACUGAGUCAGUUGAUCAGUUCCAAGAGUCAAAAAUGUGCUCUGAAGAUCGUGAAACCCCUGAGAAGGGUACAUCAUCUGAGUCAAGCCUUGAUGACCUACUGAAAAUCAUGGAGUCAAAAGACCAAGGCUCUGAAAUGCCAGGGAACUUGCCUGGUGGUGUACUAAUUGACGAAUCCUAUGUUGCUGCACCGGCUGAGUUGAAUUCCCUCUUGUUUUCGCCACAUUCAGAUUUCUGGCCAGCAGUAGCAGAGCUUCAAGGAACAAGUGGGUUUCAGAUUGAGCCAUGGAAACUUGACAAUAAUGAUACUUGUCUGCAAAGAACAUUAACCUACACAAAAGCUGCAAGUAAAUUAGUUAAAGCUGUGAAAGCCACAGAAGAGCAGAAAUACUUGAAAGCAGCUGGAAAUUCUUUCGCUUUGCACUCUGUUGUUAGCACUCCCGAUGUUCCCUGUGGAAAUUGUUUCAAGGUAGAGAUACUGUACUGUAUUACACCAGGUCCCCAGUUAUCAUCUGAAGAACAAACAUCACAUCUUACUAUAAGCUGGCGGGUAAACUUUGUUCAGAGCACAAUGAUAAAAGGAAUGAUUGAGAAUGGUGCAAAACAAGGUAUGGCAGAAGGUUAUGCACAAUUUUCGGAAGUACUGUCUCAGAGGCUUAAAGUGGCUGAGCUUGAUGAUGCUAAUUCAAACAAAGAAAAGAUUUUAGCUUCAUUACAUGCACAAAAAGAAACAGGCUGGAGGUUGAUUGUACGCUUCCUCGGGAAUUUUACGUUCAUAUUAUCUGUUAUCAUAGCACUAUAUGUUAUAGCACACCUUCAUUUAUCCAAGCCCGAUGUGAUGCAUGGGCUUGAAUAUUUCGGUCUUGACCUUCCAGAUUCAAUUGGGGAGGUUGUAGUUUGUGCUAUUUUGAUCCUUCAGGGGCAGAAUAUUGUCAAAGUAAUACGACGCUUCUUAAAUGCAUGGAAACAAAGAGGUAGUGAUCAUGGGGUAAAAGCUCAUGGUGAUGGAUGGUUGCUCACUGUUGCGCUUAUUGAGGGCACUGGUAUAAUAGCUGCUGGUUCAUCUAACUUAUUUGAUCUCUAUGUCGUUUUUACAUGCAAUGCAAAGAGGAAAACAAGUUCUAUUAAAUUUCAGGCAUCUAAUCCAAAAUGGAAUGAGAUUUUUGAAUUUGAUGCUAUGGAUGAUCCUCCAUCAAGGAUGGAUAUUGCUAUUUAUGAUUCAAGUGAACCAUUUAAUGAAGUUCCCAUUGGUCACACAGAAGUAAACUUUCUGAAAAACAAUUUGUCAGAUUUAACUGACAUAUGGCUUCCUCUUGAUGGAAAGUGUGAUCAAGCAAGCAACCCUAAAUUACAUUUGAGAAUAUUUUUGAAUAACUCGAGGGGGACUGAAGUUGUCAUGAAUUACCUGGCAAAGAUGGGGAAAGAAGUUGGUAAGAAGAUACAUUUGCGGUCAGCCCAAACAAAUGCAGCAUUCCGAAAGCUCUUUAACCUCCCUCCAGAAGAGUUUCUCAUCGAUGAUUUCACCUGCCAUCUAAAACGGAAGAUGCCGCUUCAGGGACGUCUCUUUUUUUCUCCAAGAAUAGUUGGAUUUUGUUCUAACAUAUUUGGACGCAAAACCAAGUUUUUCUUUUUGUGGGAAGACGUUGAUGACAUCCAGGUUAUCCCUGCUACACUGUCCAUCGGCAGCCCAUCGUUGAUGAUCAUCCUUCGAAAGGACAGAGGUUCAGAAGCAAAGCAUGGUGCCAAGGGGACUGAUCAUCAUGGAAGACUCAAAUUUCAUUUCCAAUCUUUUGUUUCGUUCAAUGAUGCUUACAGAAUAAUCACGGCAAUUUGGAAAAUUCGAGCACUUGGUCCAGAACAGAAGGGGGAGGUGAUUGAAAAAGACGAACUCAAAGAACUCCAGUCUGAAGAAGGUGGAUCCUUAUUCACCCAUGGAGAUGUCAAGAUGUCUGAAAUAUUUUCGUCAGUUCUUUCUGUUGAUGUUGAGUCCUUGAUGGAGAUGUUUUCAGGAGGUCCCCUGGAACACAAAGUGAUGCAAAAGGCCGGUUGUAUGGAGUACUCUGCAACAGAAUGGGAACUUGUAGGCUGCAAUAUCCAGCAGCGGCAAAUCAGCUACAAAUUUGACAAAAACUUGUCUCGGUAUGGAGGGGAAGCAACCACAACUCAGCAGAAGUAUGCCCUGGUGUACCGAGAUGGCUGGGCCAUUGAAGAGGUGAUGACCCUCCAAGGUGUUCUACUCGGAGACUACUUCAGUCUCCAGCUGAAGUACCAUAUGACGAACGUACCGUUGAAACCAAACACCUGCAGUGUUCAGAUUCUGUUGGGGAUUGCCUGGUUAAAGAGCACCAAGCAACAAAAGAAGGUCACGAAGAAUGUCAUUUCCAAUUCAUCAAAUAGAUUGAAGGAACUCUUUGCUGAAGUCGAGAAGGAGUUUACAUCAAGAAACGAUUUCUCCUCGGAGACAAAAUGCUCCGGCGUCAGCUUCAGCAUAACACCGGACCAUCCGGUGCUUUAA